AUGCGCCUCUUCAUUUUGGGAGCCACCGGCCCAAGCGGCAUCGAACUCGUCCGCAGAGCGUUCCAAGUCCACCCCGACUGCACAAUCGUCGUCUAUGUUCGCUCUCCCAACAAGUUACCCGACGACAUCCAGAAAAACCCAUCGGUGACCAUCGUCAAAGGCAACCUCGACGAGCUGGACAAGGUCGACCAAGCACUAGAAGGUGUCGACGCCGUGCUUUCCGCGCUAGGGCCCAUCCCAGGCCAGGUUGGCAUUAAACCAAUCGCGACUUUCUACGGGCACCUCAUCGACCUCCUGUACAAGCACAACAUCAAGCGCUUCAUCCCGACGUCGACUGCCUCCUUCCCGGCUCCGGAAGACAAGCGAAAUUGGAAGUUCAGCUUGAUCGUCGGUAUGGUCCACACAUUCAUGAAGGAUAUGUACAACGAGGUCGUGGAGAUUGGUAGGGUGGUCACGACCAAGGGAGCAGACCUCGAUUAUACGAUCGUGAGAGUAGCCGUAUUGACCAACGCCGAUUCAGACGCGGUGGCAGCUGGCUACAUUGGCGAUCCAAGGAUUGGGUUGAUGUUGGCAAGAAAGGCGUAUGCUGCGUUUUGCAUUGACGAGCUAGAGAAGAGAAGAUGGGUGAAGAAGGUGCCAGCGAUUUCGAAUGCUUGA
Molecule: messenger RNA, 657 nt
Organism: Cyclocybe aegerita
Lineage: Eukaryota; Fungi; Basidiomycota; Agaricomycetes; Agaricales; Hemipholiotaceae
Source: the annotation of a GenBank genome assembly